AUGGCUGUAAAGGCCUUCAACAAGCAGUACUGUGGCACAACUCUAUCGAUAUCAGACGCUGACAAGUAUAACUGUGUUGUCCUACCAUCCGCUUCCUACGACAAGGCCGAGGAGCAUCUUAAGAAGGGCAAGGACGUCCUUCUGCUGGGAAGGCUCCCAGAGAGCACACUGCAGUUGGAGACUCUGGCCAGGUUCGCAGAAGAGUACCCUAAACCCAAACUGGUGGCCGCAUACCCCGAGGAUGCUAUCCACUCAUUGCAGCCUAUCACGAAUAUAAAGUCCCUCUUUAUAUCCUUCGGACCGACUGUGAGCAAACUGCAAAGCCUGAGGAUCAUCAAGAAGAUCACUGCCAAUGGUGCCGUGUCUCAAUCCUCUAUAGUGGGCUCGGAUGGAGCCAAGACAGUAGCAUGUACUCUGUCGAGCGGCGCAGCUGUCUGUGCACGAUGGACCCCCUCAAAUAAGGAUCUAUUCUGUAGUGGUGACGCUGUUACUGAUAACGCUGUGGUCCCGAUACGAUUGGUGAAGCAAGACCCU
Molecule: messenger RNA, 534 nt
Organism: Perkinsus marinus ATCC 50983
Lineage: Eukaryota; Perkinsozoa; Perkinsida; Perkinsidae
Exons: 1
Source: RefSeq, a predicted model, not a curated record